Molecule: messenger RNA, 648 nt
Organism: Thamnophis elegans (Western terrestrial garter snake)
Lineage: Eukaryota; Metazoa; Chordata; Lepidosauria; Squamata; Natricidae
Gene: ZNF593
Product: zinc finger protein 593
Exons: 3
Coding region: 52-444 (130 amino acids)
Molecular function (GO): zinc ion binding; nucleic acid binding
Source: RefSeq, a predicted model, not a curated record
UUCCUCCCCCGCCUCUCUUUCUCUCUCUCCGGCGAGGUUCGGAAUUGGAACAUGGCUCCCAAGUCCUCCCGUCGAACGGGUUCGCAUAAGACGCAUUCCUUGGCCCGCCAGUGGAAAACGAAGCGGCGGCGGCGAGAUCUGGAUCAGAUCCACCACGACAUGUUGCCUGAGAACGCGACGAAGUUGCUGCGCCAAGAGCUGGAUCCCGACCUGCCUGGCAAUGCCCAGCACUACUGCCUGCAUUGCGCGCGAUACUUCAUUGACUUAAAAAGUAUGAAGGAUCAUUUCAGAUCAAAAGUUCACAAAAAGAGACUGAAACAGCUAAGUGAGGAGCCCUACACCCAAGAGGAAGCUGAGAGGGCUGCCGGAAUGGGAUCUUACAUUCCUCCCAAGAAAAUUGAAGUCCACACACAACCUCUUGAUGAGAUGGAUGAAUCCAGCUAAGGCACAAGGACUAUUUUUUCCCCAUCUGAAAAAUCUGGAGAUAACUAAGAUAGUGAAAGCAUUGGUAUAAUUAGAUGGUUUGGUGUAUGCUAUUUUCAAAGUUGUACUAUUUAUUGCAGUAUGUUGCAGUAUUUAUACUGAAAUGUACCGUAUUUUUCAGAGUAUAAGACGCACCUUUUCCCCCCCAAAAAGAGGGUGAAAAUC